This is a messenger RNA of Scatophagus argus, 2859 nucleotides long. Its product is annotated as carbonic anhydrase-related protein 10-like. NCBI's taxonomy places the organism in Eukaryota, Metazoa, Chordata, Actinopteri, Scatophagidae. Gene Ontology annotation, molecular function: carbonate dehydratase activity; zinc ion binding. The transcript has 9 exons. The record is from RefSeq and is a predicted model, not a curated record. Bases 479 to 1465 code for a protein of 328 amino acids.
UAAUUAUUAUUAUAAUUAUUUUGCUCUACAUCAAUACAGUAUCACGAAUAUGUCCUCUCCCUUGCUGGUCCGUGCGCCCUCGGUGCGCUUUGCAUUGUCAGUGAAGUUGCCUGAUCCGCUGCGGACGAACAUCCACCUUCUCCAAAGGAAAGAAGGAGGUGAAGAAAAUGCUUCAUGAACGGAUUUCACAACUGAAAUGUCUUCAGGGUGGAUAGAUACAGCAAUAGAUCGCGCACUAGAUUCAAAAACACUGAAAUGUUGCCUGGACGCCAAAGCGAAGCGAAGCUGGAUGGUGCUGUGAGGACAGAUCUCGUACGAGGCUUCAAACCAUCUCUGCGCUCCACGGGGAGAGACGGGCAUAAUUGGGAGGAAAAAGACGUGGAAAAUGUUUAAAGUUAGGCCGUGCCGUAUACAAAUGCAACCCCGCAAAACGCCGUCCCGCAACAGCUGCAGAAAAUGAGCAUGAAUUGAACGAAGAAUGCAUGUCGUUUGGGAUAUAGCUGUGAUUUUGCAAACAUAUAUCAUCUGCACGUCAUCAGCUCAGCCUAUUACAUCCAAGCUUGAUGAGAGUUGGUGGGCCUAUAAGGACGUUGUCCAGGGAAGCUUUGUUCCAGUCCCAUCCUUCUGGGGUCUGGUACACUCAGCCUGGAACCUGUGCGCCAUAGGGAAGAGGCAGUCGCCCAUCGACAUCGAGACCAGUCAUAUGAUCUUUGACCCCCACCUGACACCUCUGAAACUCAACACAGGAGGACGUAAGAUGGGAGGCACCAUGUACAACACGGGGAAGCACGUGUCCCUGCGGCCGGACAAAGCCCACCUGGUGAACAUCUCGGGGGGCCCGCUGGGUUACAGCUACAGGCUGGAAGAGGUCCGCCUCCAUUUUGGGAGCGAGGAUUCCCAGGGUUCAGAGCACCUCCUCAAUGGACAGGGCUUUCCUGGAGAGGUCCAGCUGAUCCAUUACAACCAGGAUCUAUAUGCCAACUACACUGAGGCAGCUAGGAGCCCUCAUGGCAUCGCUGUGGUCUCCAUCUUCAUAAAGCUCUCUGAAAACUCCAACUCCUUCCUCAACCGCAUGCUCAACAGAGAUACCAUCACCAGAAUCACCUACAGACAUGAUGCGUUCUUGUUGAUGGGCCUGAACAUAGCCGACCUUUACCCUGACACCACGCGUUACAUCACCUACGAGGGCUCCAUCACCAUCCCGCCGUGCUACGAGACCUCCACUUGGAUACUCAUCAACAAGCCUGUUUACGUGACACAGAUGCAAAUGCACUCCCUGCGCCUCCUCAGCCAGAACGAGCCCUACAAGAUCUUCCUGAGCAUGAGUGACAACACCCGGCCCACCCAGCCUCUGCUCCAGCGCUGCAUUCGAACCAAUAUCAACUUCAGCAAGCAGGGCCGUGACUGCCCCAACAACCGUGCCCUCCGCCCACAGUACAGAGUGAAUCAGUGGCUCCUGAAGUAGAGGAUGAACGCAUGUCAAGCUGCAGCACUACGAGAGGAGAGGCAGGAUUCGUUCAAGACUAUUUCACACUGCCAAACCAAGCUCAGCUGGACAAACUAGAGACCAAAUGAGCCCGCUGAGUGACCUGACCUGAAUGGACAGCUUAACUAAACUGAUCUCAGCUAAGCUCGACUGACCAAACUUUAACCAAUGUUCUGUGCUGGCCUCCAACACGUCUACAGUCUGAAAACAAGUUAUGUGGGCCAGCACAGUGAGACUACAGACCAGACUUUAGCUUCUGAUGUCUACAUUGCUGUACUGUGUUUUUAUUUGUUGCGUGGACUCACAAGGAUUGGAAAUGUUAAGACUCGCUAUAAUUUUCUUUGGCUGCUUUUCAGAGGGAUGGAUGUUAUCUAAAGACUACAGUAUGCUCUCUGAUAGUUGCUCAUCCACAUUCAAAGCCUGCCUACAGAAGGCUGCUAUGAAGAGGAUCAUCCACUGAUGGUGGUCUGAAUCCUUCAAGACAAAGAAACAAUCAUCUGUGGUAUGAUGAAAAAUAUCUGAAGAUCUGCUGGUUCUGGUAUCAAAUGGUAACUAUUGAAUUUCAGGCGACAUAGCUGAAGAGGGCAAAAAACACGGAGAGACAUUUUACAUUUUACAGACGUGAAUAGAUGGAGUCACUGGAGAUUGGAAAGGAAUAGGUCACUCCUUUUGCAUGUUAUUGUAAUAGUUCACCUGUCUUCAAAGAUGUUUAAUUACGAAAUGGUAACAGAAGAGCUCGUGUCAGGUCCCAUGCUUUGUACAGCACCAUGAAGGGCAGGCUUCCCCUUAACAGACACUAAAAAUGUUAAUACUGAAGGUCCUCUUCUACAAAGCCAGUCAUGACCAAACUGACAUUUUGUUAAAUCCCGCUCCAGAGCAAUCAUCUGUCCAGUUAUAGCUUAGCAGCUCUAAAUAUUAUGUCUGAGCAAGUACUCAGAUGAAAUGAGUAUCCAGAACAGGUAAUGUACUUGUCCCAAGUAUGAGUAUCAUUUGUGUAAAAUGUGUAAAAUAUCCAUUCUGAAGCAGAGGGGAAAUCCUUAUUGGGUGAUCUGUAAAUAGUUCUGAAUGGUCUGAAUAGAUCUGAAUCUUAAUUCUGUUCUGUAAAUAUUUUUCUAAUAAAAUAUGAAUGUGGAAACUCAAUUUCAGGCUUAAAUUAACCAAUUCGGGUAAGUAUCACCCAGUUCCAGUUCAAGCACAAUCCACUCCAAGCAUGGAUACUCAUAAUUUAGUUAGCUGAACAGAUACAGAUAGUGGUGAACUCAAUUCGCCAUAACAAUUAGCCCUGAGUAUGUUCAAAGGUUGAAGCGGUGUACAUACACGCUCAGUGUCUCAGAGUUUGGAGGAUGGUGUCCUUUCAGCACUUUCACAAAAUU